Molecule: messenger RNA, 2346 nt
Organism: Megalopta genalis
Lineage: Eukaryota; Metazoa; Arthropoda; Insecta; Hymenoptera; Halictidae
Product: BTB/POZ domain-containing protein 9
Molecular function (GO): protein binding
Source: RefSeq, a predicted model, not a curated record
UGGGUCCAGCUCUCGUAAAACUCGUCUCGUACUCGAGAAAUAGCUCGCGGUGAACUUGGAAACUUCCGGGCCGAAACCGAGCAUCCCGGCUUUUCCUCCGGUUUCGGUGCUUUUGUUUCUCUUUUUCUCUCUCCCUUCCCCCCCUCUCUCUCUCUCUCACUGUUCUCCCGGCCCGGCGAGGAUCCGUCGUCUCUCCUCCGAUGUGUGCUCGCGGUGGAUCUCGCGGGAGUACGUUUGUGUUGUAGAACAACGACGAGGGACGCCUGGCGAGAGCGUGCGACGACACAGGGAACUUUGAGGAAACAAUGUCUCGCCCCGUGGGAGCGCAGGACUCGGCGUGGAUCGGCUGAAAAUGCAGUGUGUCGACCGCGAAAAUAAUACUCGUCCACGUGUGUUUCGGCUCGCUUAGUCACCGGUCUCUCGAGGGCGUAUCACGGCUCGUUCGUAAGCUUCGCCAGUUGGUGAUUUCCGAUAGAAACACUAUGGGAACCAGGGCCGUCGCAGUGGGAGCGGCGCCAGGUGCAGCGGGGGUGUCUGGCGAGGCUGGUUUAGCCGGCGUACCCAGACUCCUGGAGGACCUGGCUCGUCUAUCGGAGGACAAAGAUACAGCUGACAUCGUCUUUCUGCUUGGACGGGACGAGACGCCGGUCUACGCUCACAGAAUUAUACUACAAGCGAGGUGCAAGAACUUUACGGCGGCAAAGAGGAUCGGCACGCCCGGAAACCCCACACCUGUACGCAUGCCACACGCCCAUCCAGAAACAUUCCGACAGUUCAUACAUUACAUUUACACCGGCAAGAUCAUGCUACAGGACAGUGGCAUCUUCGAGAUGCUGUGCCUCGCCCAAGAGCUCGGAGUCGAGGAACUUUGGAGAAGUUGCGAGGAACACGUCUCCGCCACUCUCAGCCCCGGAAACGCGUGUGCUCUUUUGACUGCAGCCCUGGAUGCUCAAGAACGGGUCCCUGGUGGUAAAGGAGCAUGCUCAUCUUUUAUUGAGAGGUGCUUUGCUUUCAUCGGAGAGAAUGCAGUAGAUACGGUGAAAACGACAGCAUUCUGCAAUCUGCCAAAGGAUGCGCUGGUUAAACUCAUAUCCUCGGACUACUUGGGCCUGGAGGAAGAGGACGUUUGGAGAGCUGUUCUAAAUUGGGCUAAAUAUCAGGCAGGGGUGACGCAGCCUACUCAGCACUGGACAGAGGAGGAGCGCGUGAGGGUUUGCCAGCACUUGUCAGGGGUGAUUAAUCACGUUCGACUGCUGCUGAUCGACAGCCAGGUGUUCGCCGAGGAAGUAGAGCCAACCGGAGCUGUGCCAAUAGAGCUAUCCUUGGAGAGGUACGAAUUUUUCAAUCCCGAUCGCUCAAGUGGCUCGAAAUUCCUAAGGUAUAGAUAUGCAGCGUUGCCGAACAAGUACGCAGAGAUCUGCGCGGACAAGCGGCUACAACCGAGAGUAAGUCCGUUCCUUUUCCCUGGAUCGCAAAUUCUCUCCCGGGACAAGAUGGGCUUCCAGCGUCUUCUGAAUCAGUGGUACGGAUCACCGAAACAGAGCUGGCGUCUGGUGUACCGAGCAUCUAGUCAUGGUUACUCGGCGACAUCGUUUCACCGACACUGCGAUGGUGUUUGUCCAACAUAUGUGAUCGUAUUGGGUACUCGGGGAGAAAUUUGUGGGGGUUUCAGUGAUGCUCCAUGGGGCAAGACAAAUGCUAAGGGACAUUACAUUUUCUCUCAAAAAGCCUUUCUCUUUACUUUAACGAACAACCAAGACGUGCCUCCCACGAAAUAUGAUAUUGUGAAGAGACCAUUCGCCAUUUGCUAUCAUCCAGACAUUGGACCAAUUUUUGGAGCAGGAGCCGAUCUGCUCAUCUCCAGCAAUUGCAAUGUGAACAUGGAGAGCUACAGUAAUCUUCCUCACAGUUACGAUGGAGAACAUGCCUCCACCACUGUCCUCAUGGGAGAGUACCAUUUCUCUGUAGUAGACUACGAGGUCUUCACUCCUAAUCAUCCGGUCGACAAAUCCGGUCAUUAAGAAACAUAUAGGCCCUUCCUUUCAUAGAUUUGUGCAUAGAUAUAUUUGCAUGUGUACAACGUGACAUGGAAAUGUACUGUUAAAAUUGAACAUGCAAAAGUGGAAUUUCUUGUUCAGUUUAGAGACGAAUUUAAACUUCAAUGUUCACAAAGCAUAAUUAGCGAGAAUAUAAUUUUUAUACUUAUCGGAUACAGAUAUAAAAUGCUAUACUAUACAUGUAUCUCUGGUUAUUAAUUUUACUUGUUUAUACGAUAAAAUUUUAUCGAACUGAUGGGAAAUAAAUAUUACAUGAUCUUUCGAGUAUGUGGAUUACUGUAGAACAUUA